CAUUUUGCAAUACAGAAUAAAUUGCUCGCCCAAAAUGCAGAUCUUAGUUAAAAGACUAGGCGACAUCCCGCCAAUCACUUACGAGAUUGAUCCCAAUGCCACCAUGGAUAACCUCAUGACUCAAAUCAAAAUCAUGGAAAGAGGAGACACUCCUCUGACAUGGUACGGCUUCACCGAAGAAAGCACUCCCACAAUACAUCUUGUAUUGCGCAUCGGGGGAUGGGGUUCUGCUUUGAUCACCCAGACGUGGGAUCGCAAAAGUUUUCCCGCGUAUGGGGUCGGGAGAGAAAAGACAGUGCGGCAUCUCAAGGGCAUGAUCUGCGAGAAGACGGGGCUGAGGCCUGAGAGGCAGCAUCUUACGUUUAAGGGGAAGGAGGUUGGGGACGAGCAGACGUUGGCUGAACUGGGGGUGAGGAGUUACGAAGUUUUUCGGCUUUCGCGCGUUGAAGAUUGGCCAAGAGACUUCGGAGACAGUUGGAUUCGCUCCCUCAUACCACAUACGACAUUUCUUGAUGGAGUUCUUCAGAAACAAUUCCCUAAGCAUGCCGCUCUACUCUCGCGUUUCCCACUCCGGAGUUAGCAUUCCUCGAGUCUCAAAUGACAGUCUGAUACGGCCUUUGCAAGGUUAGUUUGCGUAUCAAUCUCGAAUGAGAUCUUUUAUAAAGUGAGGAAAUUGACCUCGGUUGAUGUUCCCAUCGGGCUACCGCAAUAUCACCAGUGCAAAGGCUCUCUCACCUCCAGCUCUCUCACCUUUCUACUAAAAUACUAAAUUAGUUAUAUAAAUCUUAUAUCUAAGCAUCCCUGCUAACGUUAGUAGGAACUCGUGUAGUGAAUCGGA
Messenger RNA from Mytilinidion resinicola, 838 nucleotides. RefSeq lists its product as uncharacterized. The record is from RefSeq and is a predicted model, not a curated record. Bases 35 to 580 code for a protein of 181 amino acids. NCBI's taxonomy places the organism in Eukaryota, Fungi, Ascomycota, Dothideomycetes, Mytilinidiales, Mytilinidiaceae. Gene Ontology annotation, molecular function: protein binding. The transcript has 5 exons.